Molecule: messenger RNA, 405 nt
Organism: Strongylus vulgaris
Lineage: Eukaryota; Metazoa; Nematoda; Chromadorea; Rhabditida; Strongylidae
Source: the annotation of a GenBank genome assembly
UUUCAUCGUCAUCUCAUGAUUCAUUUAUCUGUCUCUCAAAUUCUAGAAAACAGUAUGGCAUACGUAAUGUAUCGAGAGACAACGCUAGGUACAGCGUUAAAUCGCACUUUGGAGGAGUUUGUUGAAGAAGGUCUCAUCACUAGACCUCUUGCCAUGAAAGUGUUGACAACUUUCGACAAGAACAUCAACAAAGCACUCGCCUUUCGAGUUAAAAACAAGGUCCAAUUUAAGGCAGACAAAUUGGUUACUUACCGAUAUUGCGAUAACGUUUGGACUUUUGUCAUCGAUGGUGUGGAGUUUAGGGACGUGCACAGAUCAAUUGAUCGUACUGUAAACAGGGUAAAAAUUGUUGCUUGCGAUGGACGCGCUCCUGGACUAGCUGGUACGACAAGUGGGCCCAUGUAA